AUGGGGCCUCUGGAGACCAUGGCUGCCCCUCCCAUCGUUCACCACAAGCCCUUCGUGGUGGUGUGGAACAUGCCCACGUCCAGGUGCCAGUCCAAGUUUGGGGUCACCUUUGACCUGGCCAUGUUUGACAUAGUCGAGAACCAGCAGGAGAGUUUCCAGGGCCAGAACAUGACCAUCUUCUACCGGGACAGCAUGGGCCAGUACCCUUACAUCACCCCUGAAGGGGAGCUCACGAAUGGGGGCGUUCCUCAGGAGGCUCCCAUAGAGAAGCACCUGAGCACAGCCAAGCUGGAGAUGGAGGAACUGCUGCGGGAGGACUUCAGCGGGCUGGCCGUCAUCGACUGGGAGGAGUGGCGGCCGCUGUGGGCGAGGAACUGGGGCUCCAUGAGGAAGUACCGGCGGGUUUCUGAGGCGCUGGUGAGGCUGCGACACCCAGAGCUGCCCGAGAAGAAGGUCCGAGAGACGGCCAAGAUGGAAUUCGAGAUGGGAGCCAGGGAGCUGAUGUCUAGGACGCUGCAGCUGGGCAGUCAGCUCAGGCCCUCGGGCAUGUGGGGUUACUACAAGUUUCCCGACUGCUACAACUACAACUGGAAGAAGGUUGUGAACUACACGGGGCGCUGCCACCCCAAGGACCCCGAGAGAAAUGACCGCCUGGCCUGGCUGUGGCGGGGAUCCACAGCUCUGUACCCCAGCAUCUACCUGAACCGACCGCUGGCCUCUUCGGAGAAGGGGGCCCUCUACGUACGCUACCGAGUGCUGGAAGCCAUGAGGGUGGCGACGUCGUUCACUUCUGCCAGCGGAUCCCUCCCCGUCCUGCCCUACGCCAGAGUGGCCUUCACGCAUUCACUGAAGUACCUGAGCCAGCUGGACCUGGAGCACACGAUCGGGGAGAGUGCUUCUCUGGGGGCAGCGGGGGUGGUUCUGUGGGGAGACCUCAGCUUUGCCCGCACACAGCAUACCUGUGAGGAGCUGCAGCAGUAUGUUAGCGGGGUGCUGGGGCGCUAUGUGGUGAACGUGACCACGGCAGCGCAGCAGUGCAGCGCAAGGCUGUGCAGUGGAAACGGCCGCUGUGCCCGCGGGGACCAGAACUCGGACGCCCGGUUCCACCUCAGCCCCUACAGCUUCCAGAUCAUGCCCCCUCCCUCGCCAAGCAGGGGAGCUCCGAGCGCGAGGGGGGAGCUGAGCGAGAGAGACCUCCGGCAGCUGCAGGACUCCUUUAGGUGUGUGUGCUACCGGGGCUGGAGCGGGCUGCGCUGCCAGAACCAGAUCCUGUAGAAUGAACACUGCCAUUGGAAGGGAAUGGGCAGACCCUCUCUGAGCAGGAUUGCAGUUCCACAGCAUGGUGCAGGUUCACAGUGCCACCCGGGCAGGGCUGCUUUGCCCUGGACGCUCGCAGAAUGACUCUGUUUCCAGGCUGCAAU
Molecule: messenger RNA, 1421 nt
Organism: Acipenser ruthenus (sterlet)
Lineage: Eukaryota; Metazoa; Chordata; Actinopteri; Acipenseriformes; Acipenseridae
Product: hyaluronidase-2
Exons: 3
Coding region: 1-1275 (424 amino acids)
Biological process (GO): carbohydrate metabolic process; hyaluronan catabolic process
Cellular component (GO): acrosomal vesicle
Molecular function (GO): hyalurononglucosaminidase activity
Source: RefSeq, a predicted model, not a curated record